UGGAUAGUUGGAGCUGGUGUCGCUGUCAGUGCGCGGAGUCACACAGAGUUUGUCCGCUUGGCGUUGUUGUCAAAGAACGCUCAUGAUUUGGAGGUUUUAAACUAAAUUGAUGGUUACCUACUAUAUGCUUAUCGCAUGGACUGAGAGCGACGAUGCGGAUGUGAAAGAGGUCCAGAAAAGAGGCUCUCUCUUCAACCCUGACAUCCACCCAACUUCUAAUAUUGUCUGUUUCAAGUGUCACCGGAAAACUGUCAAAAGCUUGAGCCAUGCCCUGCGUCCAGGCUCAGUAUGGAUCAUCACCUCAAGGAGCCAGCCCCGCUUCCCAGAGCUACAGCUACCACACCGCAGGAGAGUACAGCUGCGACUUCCUAACGCCCGAGUUUGUUAAGUUUAGCAUGGACUUGACCAACACUGAGAUCACAGCUACCACUUCUUUGCCGAGCUUCAGCACCUUCAUGGACAACUAUAACACCAGCUACGACGUCAAGCCGCCUUGUCUAUAUCAGAUGCCGCACUCUGGAGAGCAGUCCUCCAUCAAGGUGGAGGACGUCCAGAUGCACAGCUACCACCAGCAGAGCCACCUGCCUCCCCAGUCGGAAGAGAUGAUCGCUCACUCUGGGCCUAUGUACUUCAAGCCGUCCUCACCUCACUCUCCAAGCACGCCGAACUUCCAGAUCCAGUCCAACCACAUGUGGGAGGACCCGGGCUCUCUGCACAGUUUCCACCAGAACUACGUUGCCGCCACGUCUCACAUGAUAGACCAGCGCAAGAAUCCCAUGUCGAGGCUCUCGCUCUUUUCGUUUAAGCAGUCCCCGCCCGGUACCCCCGUGUCGAGUUGCCAGAUGAGGUUCGAUGGGCCGUUGCACGUCUCCAUGAACCAUGACGGCCCGGGUGUAGCGCACCGCGGCCUGGACGCACAGAGCUUCGCGGUGCCCAGUGCCAUCAGGAAGCAGGCCGGCCUGGCCUUCCCUCACUCCCUGCAGCUCGGACACGGGCACCAGCUGGUGGACAGCCAGGUGCCGUCUCCCCCUUCCCGGGGAUCGCCGUCAAACGAGGGUCUAUGCGCGGUGUGCGGGGACAACGCAGCCUGUCAGCACUAUGGAGUGAGGACAUGCGAGGGGUGCAAGGGAUUCUUUAAACGCACCGUUCAGAAGAAUGCAAAAUAUGUGUGUUUAGCGAAUAAAAACUGUCCUGUUGACAAACGCCGAAGAAACCGCUGCCAGUUCUGCCGCUUCCAGAAGUGCCUUGUCGUCGGAAUGGUGAGAGAAGUUGUCCGAACGGAUAACCUGAAAGGAAGGAGAGGACGCCUACCAUCCAAACCCAAAAGCCCCCAGGAGCCCUCCCCGCCUUCGCCACCGGUGAGCCUCAUAAGUGCGCUGGUUCGGGCCCAUGUGGACUCCAAUCCCUCCAUGUCUGCUCUGGAUUACUCAAGAUUCCAGGCGAACCCUGACUACCAGAUGACCGGUGACAACACUCAGCACAUCCAGCAGUUCUAUGACCUCCUGACGGGCUCCAUGGAGAUCAUUCGAGGCUGGGCGGAAAAGAUCCCGGGCUUCUCCGAUCUCCCGAAGCAGGAUCAGGAUCUUCUCUUUGAAUCCGCCUUCCUGGAACUCUUCGUCCUGCGGCUGGCGUACAGGUCCAAUCCGGUGGAAGGGAAACUUAUAUUUUGUAAUGGCGUGGUGUUGCACAGACUGCAGUGCGUCCGUGGGUUUGGAGAGUGGGUGGACGCCAUCGUGGAGUUUUCUUCCAACUUGCAGAGCAUGAACAUAGACAUUUCGGCUUUCUCCUGCAUCGCAGCUUUGGCCAUGGUGACAGAGCGACACGGUCUCAAGGAACCGAAAAGAGUCGAGGAUCUCCAAAAUAAGAUCGUCAACUGCCUGAAGGAUCAAGUGACAUUCAAUGGCGGCGGUUUGAAUCGGCCAAACUACCUGUCAAAACUCUUGGGGAAGCUCCCCGAACUGCGCACACUGUGCACCCAAGGUCUGCAGCGUAUCUUUUACCUAAAGCUAGAGGACCUAGUCCCCCCGCCAGCAAUAAUUGACAAACUUUUCCUCGACACCCUGCCUUUCUGAGGCAAAACCCUCAAAGAACUUCCACAAAAAAGACUGUCCGAGACGAACUUAACAGAUGAUGUUUUUUCCUAAUUUUCUUUUGUAAAAUUCAUAAGCUAAUUGAACAACAGUUAAUGGGACUUCACGAGAAAUAGAAAGAAUAAGCUGAGAUUUUAAUCGCUUAAUAGCUAUUCCUCUCUCUCUCUCUCUUUCUUUCUUUCCUUCCUUCUUUCUUUCUUUCUUUCACUCUUUCUUUCCUUCCUUCCUUCUCUCACAAGAUAAUGUAAUAUAUCCCAAUUCUAUAUACAGCAUAUAUGAAUCCACACAUUCACACGCAUAACACUGUAUAUUAUGAUAGAAUACACGAUGCCUCAAAACGCAUCGGUUUAUAACAUGUGUACAGAGUUUGUUAUAAUGAAAAACAGACUUUUCUCUCCUUUUUUUCCCCCUUUUGUUUCGGACUCGUGCCUAUAUAUGUGUUUCUGACCGGAUUCCCAAAAAGUAUCCAGAUAAGAUAACGCAUGUUCCAACUUUCUGCUUUUUUCAUUUCCUUGUUCUUUUAUAGGCACAUGCUGAGGUGAUGUCUAUAUAUAGAAAAUAUACCGGACACUAUGUAGUCUGCUAGAUUUGAUACAGAUUCGUAGUUAUGGCACUCCUUAAAUGGACACAAAUAUCUCAUCAUCUGUAUAGAUAAACCUGAGGGGAACCCCAUGGUGUUUGUAAAAAAGAAAAACAAAACAAAAAAAAAACUGUCAGACAUUCCUUGUUUGUAUGUGCUGUAAGUAUUGUUGCUGUUGAAUAUAAACGUUUCUAUAUAUUUAUUAUUUCUAUUGCCAGGAGCUACACUAAAGCAUGGUGCAAUUUAAACGAUUUAAAAAAAAUCCCUUCAUCCAAGUUCAUGCUGAGCACGUUGUCUAUGUUUUUAUGUCUUUCUGAACGUCUAGGUAGCUAUGAUUUAAUUCGUUUGGAAGCGGAAAGGGAGGAAGUGUGUGAUGUAGGCCUCCAUCUUUUUGGCAUCAUGAUGUAAAAAUUACAACUUCUGUAAACGCUUUUGGUGCCGACUUCAAAAACUUUAGAGAGAAAGAAAUAUUUAAUGUUUACAAAUAAAACGUUGAAAACAAUUUUUUGCUAAACAUUUCAUCUGAAAUUAAUAUAAAUCUUCCUAUCAGGCAUGACAAACUUUGGCAUAGCUGUUUUUUUAUGUUAAACGGACUCAGUUCUUAUUACUGUCUGGUCAUGAGUUAUCAAUUGCGCUAACAGUUUUUAAUUAAAGCCAGAGUUUAAUUAUGAUAAUAAUAUCUUUUUUUAUUUUUAUUUGAUUUUAUUUAAAUACUUUUUUAUUUAUGUAUUU
Gambusia affinis (western mosquitofish) is the source of this 3402-nucleotide messenger RNA. RefSeq names its product nuclear receptor subfamily 4, group A, member 2a (gene nr4a2a). Gene Ontology annotation, biological process: dopaminergic neuron differentiation; regulation of transcription by RNA polymerase II; central nervous system neuron differentiation. NCBI's taxonomy places the organism in Eukaryota, Metazoa, Chordata, Actinopteri, Cyprinodontiformes, Poeciliidae. Bases 267 to 2072 code for a protein of 601 amino acids. Gene Ontology annotation, cellular component: transcription regulator complex; nucleus. Gene Ontology annotation, molecular function: RNA polymerase II cis-regulatory region sequence-specific DNA binding; zinc ion binding; nuclear glucocorticoid receptor binding. The record is from RefSeq and is a predicted model, not a curated record. The transcript has 8 exons.